AUGGAUGUGAGCUCUUGUGAGAUCGGUGGCUGGGGUGAUCGAUGUCACAUACUAGUGAACUCGUCGCAAUUGGACAGUGAGAACAUAGUAUCAAGUCCGCGAAUCGGCAAACCUCUCAAACCUCGCCCCCGUCGCGAUUGCCGUCAACGAGCCGCCUCUUCAUCCUCCCUCCCCCUCGGCGACCGCUUCGCUACACCUCCCCAUCGCGCUGGCCAUCAAGUCCUUCAGGCCAUUACUCCCAGCAGAGUCCAGCGACAUCGCCCAGCUGUAAGCGGGCACCAGCAAGCAGAGAGCUUUGAGCACUACAUAUCAUCUACUCGAAACCUUACACGGCGCAAUCCAAGCAACGAUGAAAUCACCAUGGUAGGAUUUGCCAACGGCUUGCUUCCUCGCAGAGGACGAGCCCUGGCGCCGACUUCUGGGAGCGGGUUAGGGGAAUCGCCUCCGCUGCCACGUCGUCAGGAUAUGGAACAGCUAGAACAGCGUGUUGAGGAUCUCCAGAUUGCGCCGCGGGGAAAAACCGAUGGGCCUCAACCCUCGGAACUUCUUCACUACAUGGCAUCUGCGCGCAGCGCUUGGUCGAUUUCCCAGAUCGACACUUCGAAACGUCCAUGUGAAGAGCCGGGGAUUAUUUGGCCAUGA
Molecule: messenger RNA, 642 nt
Organism: Fusarium oxysporum Fo47
Lineage: Eukaryota; Fungi; Ascomycota; Sordariomycetes; Hypocreales; Nectriaceae
Exons: 2
Coding region: 1-642 (213 amino acids)
Source: RefSeq, a predicted model, not a curated record